GUGAUGUUGCCCUUCUUCUCUUCCAUGGCCACUCUCCCUUCACGCCACUUAUCUUCUUCCUCUGCUCCUUCUCCCUUGCUUCCUCCUCUACCAUCUCCAUGCUACCUCCAUAGCCUCGCAGAAAGGUGCUGCCAGGGUCCAAGGCUCUCUUCCUCCUCUUCCUCUUCCCCUCACAAGUCUGCCAGGCCCUUCCGCGCCUCCGCCUCUUUGUACAGCGGCGGGAGGCCGCUCGACACCCAGACGCUCAUCGUCACCGCCGCCACGAUCGCCGCCGUCUCCCUCUCCCUAUUCCUCGGCCUCAAGGGCGAUCCGGUGCCGUGCGAGAGAUGUGGCGGAAAUGGUGGUACGAAAUGCGUCUUUUGUAGCGAUGGUAAAAUGACACAGGAAACUCGUCUGGUUGAUUGCAGGGUGUGCAAGGGUGCAGGACUUAUACUCUGUAAAAAAUGUGGCGGUUCCGGAUACUCAAGGCGGUUGUGAGACUAUUGUCAACGUAUUCACUGCUCGCAAUCAAAAGUACAGAAGGGUUAUGAUAAGUUAGUUCAGAGAUCCAAUCAUCUGAGAAGUUUUUUGCUUUUUGUUUUUGUUUUCUUCUGAGCUCAGAUGAUGAAAUGUAAACAACAUGAAAGAAAUUGGGUAAACAAAUAUUGUUAUGGGAGUUUUCAACUGCGAAUGCUUAUGUAUAUUCCAUGGUUUCAUAUGGUAAAAUUAGUGUCCUUUCAUUCA
This is a messenger RNA of Zingiber officinale, 723 nucleotides long. Its product is annotated as protein BUNDLE SHEATH DEFECTIVE 2, chloroplastic-like. The coding region runs from base 4 to 477 and encodes 157 amino acids. The transcript is spliced from 4 exons. The record is from RefSeq and is a predicted model, not a curated record. Lineage: Eukaryota; Viridiplantae; Streptophyta; Magnoliopsida; Zingiberales; Zingiberaceae.